Molecule: messenger RNA, 912 nt
Organism: Malaclemys terrapin pileata
Lineage: Eukaryota; Metazoa; Chordata; Testudines; Emydidae
Product: 60S ribosomal protein L3-like
Exons: 1
Coding region: 34-912 (292 amino acids)
Biological process (GO): ribosomal large subunit assembly; translation
Cellular component (GO): cytosolic large ribosomal subunit; ribosome
Molecular function (GO): RNA binding; structural constituent of ribosome
Source: RefSeq, a predicted model, not a curated record
UUUUCUACUAAUUCGGCGCGGGUGCUCGCCGGGAUGUCGCAUCGUAAGUUCUCAGCUCCCAGACAUGGAUCCCUUGGCUUUCUGCCCCGCAAACGCAGCCGUCGACAUCGGGGCAAAGUGAAGAGUUUUCCCAAGGAUGACCCCAGCAAACCCAUCCAUCUCACUGCCUUUCUUGGGUACAAGUCUGGCAUGACCCACAUUGUCCGGGAAGUGGACAGGCCUGGAUCUAAGGUGAACAAGAAGGAAGUGGUAGAAGCAGUCACUGUGGUAGAGACUCCUCCCAUGGUCAUUGUGGGCAUAGUGGGCUACGUGCAGACUCCCCGUGGCCUCCGCACCUUCAAGACCAUCUUUGCUGAGCACAUCAGUGAUGAGUGCAAGAGACGCUUCUACAAGAACUGGCACAAGUCCAAGAAGAAGGCCUUCACCAAGUAUUGCAAGAAGUGGCAGGAUGAGGAGGGCAAAAAGCAGCUAGAGAAGGAUUUCAAUAGCAUGAAGAAGUACUGCCAGGUUAUCCGGGUCAUAGCUCACACUCAGAUGCGUUUGCUUCCGCUGCGGCAGAAGAAGUCUCACCUGAUGGAGAUCCAAGUGAAUGGUGGCACCAUUGCUGAGAAAGUGGACUGGGCCCGGGAGAAGCUGGAACAGCAGGUGCCUGUGUCAACUGUCUUUGGCCAAGAUGAGAUGAUAGACGUCAUUGGAGUCACCAAGGGCAAGGGAUACAAAGGGGUCACCAGCCGCUGGCAUACCAAAAAGCUGCCUCGCAAGACCCACAGGGGUCUGCGGAAAGUAGCCUGCAUUGGCGCUUGGCAUCCUGCUCGCGUGGCUUUCUCUGUAGCCCGAGCUGGUCAGAAGGGAUACCACCAUCGCACAGAAAUUAAUAAGAAGGUCUACAAGAUUGGCCUUGCUUUUUUUUAG